AGUCCGUACGAACUUCAAAAUGGCGGAGUUUGGAAAUAUUUUGAUCCUUUGUUGUGGUAGACCUGAUUUUUUUCAUUUGAAAAUAAUCUGAUCAAAUUUGACGUUAGCCAAUUUAUUCGACGGAUUUGAAAUAAUUAAAUAGAAACUCUGUCAACUUAAACCUGAAAAAAAUAGUAAUACUUAAUAUUUUAAGUUUUUAUAAAUCUCUGGCCUUCUCUUUGGCUAUAGUGAUGUAUCAUAGUAACUUUUAACAUUAUUAGAAUUUUCAUUUUUUUCGUCGCCAUUUUGAAGUUCGUACGGACUGGAUAGCCACGGAACGCACCCCAUACCUACCCAAUACUGGCCUUCACUGGCCAGCUCAGGCCAGCUGGCCUUUAUGAUUGAUUGAUCGGUGGUCGUCGUUGUGACAAUUGCAAACAUCAAAAUAUUAAACUAUCAAAUAGUACCUAAAUAGUUUUUAUUACACAGUACAUAGUUACAUAGUUACAUCUUACAUAUAACAGUUUGAUUGCAAAUCAGUAAAGUUGAAUAACAGUACGUCAAAUAACUAUUAAGGAUUUUUAGAACAUCACUCUAUCAAGGAUAAAUAUAAAACAAUAGAAAAAGAUGGAAAUUAAUCAAAAAAUUAAAAAAAAUAAACGUAAAAAUCAUGGAAGUAACAAAAUAGCUCAAAAGAAAAUGGCUGAAGAGAUAUUAAAUUUGAGUGAAAAUAUUGAUCUAGCAUCGGCAUAUGUCAAGUCAAUUGUGGACAGAAAACAUAAAAAAAAAAAGCUCGUUGAGUUUGAAGUUGACAGAAGCUGGAUUGUAAGCACUAAUAAACCAUGUGAUCCUGCUCAAGAUUUGAGUGGUUUCACUGUUGUUCACAAGCCACAUAAAAUAAAACGAGAAGCCCAUAAAGUUACAAGAACUGCUGAGAGUUAUGGAAAAAAGGCAUAUAAUCUCAUAUUACAAAACGAAAAGUUAGUUGCUAGUGAAUUCUUAACAAAAGCCAUUGAUCUCGAUCCACAUGACUUCCGACAUUAUUAUAAUCGCAGUUAUUGCUACCUAUGUACUGGAAAAUUUAAAGAAGCUCUUUCUGAUUGCGAAAACAUAAUUACACACUGCAAUAGUCCCAUUCAAUUUGCAAGACUUAGAUGCAGACAGGGUCAAAUUUAUUGCGCCAUGAAGGAUUUUGAGAAAGCUGAUAAAUCUUUUAGAGAGUGCUUGAAUCUCGCUCCAAACAGUUUAUCAGUAAAAAUUGAGAUGCUAAGAAUGAAAAUAGUUCAACUGAUGAAACAAGGUUUUUCUGAAAAUGAUAUUAUGAUCAAACUAAAUAAACCUCCGCAAGAGCCACAGACAUCCUCUGCAUUCUCAUCAACAAAUUUAAAAAAAAAUGAUAAAAACAUCAAUAUGUCAAUAAAUAUGGAAGAUGAAAUUUACGAGUCAGACCCCGAAGAUAUACCGUCAAAAUUUUUAAACACUGUUAAUUUCUCCCAUAGCGAUCAUGAUGUAUUAUGGGUUGCACCAAAAAUGAUUCGUUUGUUGAGCGGAAGCAAAUCUUCUAAAAGAGAAUUACCAAAACCAUCAUCAGAGCUUGAAAUAGUUAAAGAUGUACCAGUUGACAAACUGCUGCCAGUUGCUUCAAAUAUCAAUACCAAAGCUGUAUGGAUUGGUGCUGCUGACCAUGAUUUCGAUCACGUUACUGAUGUCAUGAUUAAAAAAAAAUUUUCCAAAUUUGGUUCAAUUUCAAGUGUGUGUAUGAAUCCAUAUGCGUCAUUUGGGUUUAUCAAUUUCACUGACACUGAGUCAGCCAAAAGGGCUCUUGAAAUGCAACAAGUUGAAGUCGAAGGUAAAAUAAUUUUAGUUAGGUGGAAUAAAAGAGCAUAAUAAAGAAGUUAUGGUUGUGAAAAAAUUAUUGUUUCUAUUCGUUUUCAUUAAACGGAAGUAUACGUGAAUUAUAAUAAAAAAAACAGUUAUUUAAUACGAAAAA
Molecule: messenger RNA, 1969 nt
Organism: Aphidius gifuensis
Lineage: Eukaryota; Metazoa; Arthropoda; Insecta; Hymenoptera; Braconidae
Exons: 9
Coding region: 607-1866 (419 amino acids)
Molecular function (GO): protein binding; RNA binding
Source: RefSeq, a predicted model, not a curated record